GAACAUCGGCGCCUUUAUGAGGUCCACGCGAGUAAUUAACGUGGGGAUUUAGCAGCUUUUUACACAAACAGCAACUGUUUUGACUACGCGUCGCGUCGUGGAAGAGAUGAUUACCCAUUCGGCACCAGAUCGUCAAUUAUCUGUCACAUUAUCGUCAAAGGAUUACAUAUUUAUUCCAUAAGCCGGAUAAGUGCAUUAUUUCUCAUGCCAAAGGGAGGGAUGGGGUCACCAUCAAUCUCAAAAUCAUCGCAAUUGAAGCGCAGUCAUGAGACCGGCGACUCGACGGAGGCUUGCGACACUCUUCCUCCAUUACCAGAUGAAAAUUUUGGUAAUAGCUUGUCAAGAGCGCAUUUUGGUACCAUUGGUGAUGCCAAUUUUGUAGCAGAUGCCCCAGUUUCUACGGAUUUCGCAAGGCAGAGAAGUGCCGACGACUUCCAAAAUCAUAUUCCGCAAACCGGCUCUUCAAGGAUCCACUCCCAGACGACUAGAUCAACCGAGACCUCUCAGGCGCACUCCGUGUCUCCAGAAUCCAAACGCAGAAAAACCGUUGCCCCAAGAACUCCCACUAAAAGAGAGGUGAUUGAUCUGACUGGCGACGAUGACGACGGCGACAACGAGAUCCACAGAAGAAAUCCCAACAGCCCUUCAAAAUCUCGUAAAAACCCGUCCACCCCUAAGAAGCAAGAAGAGAAAAGGCUGAGAGUUUUCCGCAACCAUGCUCCUAGGAGCUACCUGGUCAAGUUAGAGCGUGCUUUGACCCAAAGAAUGUUUGUGCUCAACCGAUCUCGAGAAGGCAGCACCCCAGAAUCUCCAUCUGAAGUCAUCGAUCUUGCCGGUAGCACGGGCAAUGUGUAUGGUGUGACUAUCGCUCAUUUGCCUCGAUGCACGUGUCCUGAUUACUCUAAAGGCAAUCAAUGCAAACAUAUCAUAUAUGUGCUUGUGAACAUACUGAAGGCACCCGAACACCUCCAGUAUCAACUUGCGUUCCUCACAUCGGAACUGCACACAAUCUUCGAAAAUGCUCUUCUCCCCAUUCACAAGGUGGAGAAGAGUGAAGAUCAACACCCUGGAAAGCGCAAGCCAGUGGAAGGAGACUGUCCGAUCUGUUUUACAGAAAUGAAAGCAAGUGAAAACACUGUUUGGUGCAAGGCUUCCUGCGGAAACAACAUCCAUAAGGACUGUUUUCAAAAAUGGACUGAUAGCCAGCAAGGGCUAGGAGUCACCUGUGUUUACUGCCGAGCGCUCUGGCCCGCAGAUGACGAUACUUUUCAGAGAAUGCUCAAAUACGGAGAAGUCAAUGAUGAAGGCUAUGUCAAUGUUGGUGAGCAGCUUGGAAUGUCCGAAGACCGAGAUACUUCUACGUAUCACUGGCCGAGAAGGCGGCGCCGUCGCUACGGUUCUCCGUACGACUGGUGGUACUGA
Messenger RNA from Xylona heveae TC161, 1422 nucleotides. RefSeq lists its product as hypothetical. Bases 205 to 1422 code for a protein of 405 amino acids. The record is from RefSeq and is a predicted model, not a curated record. Gene Ontology annotation, molecular function: ubiquitin protein ligase activity; zinc ion binding. Lineage: Eukaryota; Fungi; Ascomycota; Xylonomycetes; Xylonales; Xylonaceae. The transcript is spliced from 7 exons.